Physcomitrium patens is the source of this 3766-nucleotide messenger RNA. RefSeq lists its product as uncharacterized. Gene Ontology annotation, biological process: regulation of DNA-templated transcription. The record is from RefSeq and is a predicted model, not a curated record. Lineage: Eukaryota; Viridiplantae; Streptophyta; Bryopsida; Funariales; Funariaceae. Gene Ontology annotation, molecular function: DNA binding; DNA-binding transcription factor activity.
AAUAGCGGAAUGGCAUUGGCCUAGACAAACCUACCUGGCCCCGUUUUAACUCCAAACUGCGACGGGACGGGUGUAGCUUGGCAUUAGGGUGUACUGGAAACCCUUCGUGCGUUGUCGACCCUAGGCCUCUGCAUCUGCUCGUGCGAGAAUUGUCACGGACACAGGACUCUGGAGGGUGUUACGUGAAAUCCAGGACUACCAUGGAAUUGUAUUAAAUGUGAGGUUAUCAUCAUAUCCGGCUUCGCUGCAGGAAUCUAGUGAACCUCACAGACGUAGGGGUCGAAGAUCAGUCAUUUGCCGUGGUGGAGCUCGAAUCCUGCAGACUGUGUAUGAAGUACAUGCAAUGGUAAUGUACUGAGAAGUGUUGAAAUUCGGGGCCGUGGACACUCUCUUUCUUCACUUGACAGCGGUGAUCUAAAGGUUGAUGCUGGAAAUGCUUGAACGCCGCAUCUCAUGUUGAGAUUACUCGCACUGCAACUCAGUCCCACUUUUAGCAUAAUAAAAUUCGUGUUAGCGAGCAAAUUGACUGUCUCGAGGCCUUACUGUGGCGUUGUUUUUGACAUUGUGAACCGGGCUAGAGUGUUUCACGGUCCAGACAAUAGUUUCAGCAAACAUCUGAGGAGACUGAAGGGUCAUGAUUCAAUGAAAAGAUUCACCAGCACAACACCUCGCACUCUGGAGGUGGUGACCUCCGUCUGCGAAUCAAUGAGCACCAGUCGGAUUACGUGACAAACGAUCCUGGUGAUAGCUUUCCAGUUUGAUAGCAUGAAUUUGAAGACUCUGGGUCUCCAUGUAGAUGACCAGAUUGGUUUUAGUCGUUGCUUGAUUGCAAUACUGAUUGCGGGUUAGACGCUCGGACAUGAUUCACCGAGUAUGAGACAAACUUUGGUAGUAUUCUAGGAAAAAGAAGGGACGGAGGAGUGGAGGUUCUUCGAUCAUCGCACCCAUAUGUGUAGCAUUAAUACUUGAAGGAAUUGAUGCCAACAUUUCCUUCACUGUAAAUUUCUGGUUAGGCUGAGGUUGCGGCGAUUCAUCAUGGCACUUCACGAUAUGCUGAAAGGCAGUGGCAUAUCUGCGAAGUGCAAAUGGAGAGAUGUGGCGCCUGAAGUUCCUCGAAAGAACACUACCAGUGAUCGAUCGCGAGACAGUCGCAGCCAGAAUGAAACUCGAACAUGGAUGGCCUGCCAUCGAUGCUCUGGACCCGCAUUCAACACUCUCUGUGACCGCUGUCUCUCGCCUUGUGCUUCCUCCAUGGAUACUCUUAAUUUUCUAUUGGAAGGCGCUAUUUCUUUCAGAGGGGGUGAGAUUUGUCGCAGCAACAAUCUUCCAGAUGUAUCAGAGUCAUUUGGUGCUUACAACACGAAUUUCGAUUCUGGACAAGUAGAAGGAGGAGAUGAUCGACAAUUCUCGCCUGAUUCACCAGUGGUGGACACGUUGGGUAUCAGCAUAACCCCGGACUGUUCGAAACAGCAGGAUUUGGAUGGAAUUGCAGCAGUUGUGGGAAAGAGUGUUCUUUUCGGAUCCACUCACUCCUUGGAAGGACGAAUUUCUCGAAGCCUGGACAUGUCAUUGACCCUGGCGCCACCGUCAUUGUGGAAGCAUAGUUUUCCCCAUGCUUUACAAAGCCGAGUCUUAAAUACUUUGCCAUCGCGCACAGACAAUACCUUGAGCCUGAACGUCGAGUCCGGAGGAAGCCAUCGUGCUGACAGCUGCACUAGCGAACAAACUAGAUCGUCCCCGACGGAUUUCAGAGCCACUUCUGAUCAUCUACAUAAUCAAGACAUCUCCAAAUUAUCGUCUCAGUUGCAUGAAGUUCGUCGGACUAUAUCUAUAGACAAUGACUUCAUUGGUUUGGGAUCCAGCAUGGGAGUGAUAGUCGGCCAACCAGCCAAGUCCAGUAGCGGAACGUCCACAAGUGCCAAAAGAAUAGCAAGAGCCGAAGCUUCUGGAGCUACCGGGCGAUCGUUUAGAGGAGUGAGGAAGAGGCCAUGGGGUCGGUGGUCUGCCGAGAUUCGUGAUCGAAUUGGACGAUGUCGGCACUGGUUGGGCACAUUCGACACAGCAGAAGAUGCUGCUCGAGCUUAUGAUAGUGCCGCAAGGGCUCUUCGAGGGGCGAAGGCCAAGACCAACUUCGGAGUAGAUCACUCAGGAUCGAAAUCACAUAUACACAACGCCUUCCCCAGUUACUCGCGCGCAGAGCGGACAUCCACUAGCUCAAGCCCUCAACACAGAUCCCUCAGAUUAUCCAGCUCGCUCCCUCUGAAUCAAUACUCCUCAGGCAUUGCUACAGUUCUGUCGGUCAACAUCGGCAACCAGACUCGGAGAGCUUCUGAGGUUCUAUCAAACUCGCAACCGGCAGCAGUGCUGAUAAGGGCCGAGAUCCAGGAGUCUGUCCCUGAGAACUGCGCCAUGACCAUGCUGCCAAAUGCUGAUCCAAAGCUGGACUUUUGCAGCCCCAGGUCGUGUUCUAGCCGGGAAAGCACGCAGGAGUCUACAGCGACGUACCAAUCACCGGAACAUUCGGACUUCUUUUCGACAUCGGGCUUUUACUCUGGUUUCUCUUCCGACUUGACUCCAAUUCCCAUGUCAAGCUCUUGGCAAUAGUGCAGCACCAAGUGUUCCAGUCCUUCGACUCACCUUGAAACCCACAUGCUGUGGGUAGGGGACACAGAUCGAUUGCCGAGCUCACAGUGAACGCCCGAAUCGAGGGCACUGUCACGCAACAGGCUGGGACACCAAGCUGUCUGAUCGGGCUUGAUGAAUGGCGUGAAGGAAAUUGUCACCAUUCAAGUGUGCAUGCUGACGAAGAAAUCACGAAAAAGCUCCAGCAUUUCUGACCCCAUUUAGAGCAUCGAGUUUACAUGCCCUGAGGUAGUUAUAGCAGCAGCUUGAAUUCUAUGCAACCCUUCCAUCAAGGUUGAUGAUACUAGGCCAGAAGCUUUGGACAAUCCACUGUGAUUUUCCUAACGCUUACCAUUCGAUGAAGAGGUUCAUGAGAGAUGAGUGUCCUUGUGGAAUGAUGGAAAAGUGUGAUGUUGAAUUCCUGUUCCACUUCCAGCCCAAUGAAAUCACUUCAAUUGCUCCAAACAUUUGCCUAAGACUUUGUGUUUCUCAAGUUUGAGACUGCGAUACUGUGACAGAACUCGUGACUUUGCAUGUUGAUUACUAACUUCAUAUUUUUUUUUGAGCGUAGGGUCUCACAGACAACAGAGGGUCAGUUUCAUCUUCAGUGCGCAUUUGCCCAUUUGCUUGUGUGAGGCAGCUUGUGCAUCUGACUUUACAAAUUGAAAAGCUAGCUCAAGUCUUCUAAUCUGGGAUGAGCUCUACUCAUCUGAAGCGACCCACAUUAUUCGAUGAACUCAAAACAGCCAAAAAGGAAAAUAUGUUGCGUGAGCAAAUACUGUGGGUAUAUUCUUGGGUAGCAACUGCUACAUGAUGAGCAAUUGCGUACAGCUGAACUAUCCAUUUUGAAUCUGCUUCUGUUUGGAAUGAGUGCAAAUAUAGUUGGAAGGACAGGGGUUUACAUGUACAAAUUAUUCAAAAAGAUUAUCACUGAGGCUCUGGUCUGUUUGAGUACUAGCACAGGCCACCGUACUGGAAAAUGAUAAGCUCGAAUUUUGAUAUUCAGUCUCUUUAUUUUCCAUUUUAAAAUCUCGAUAUUUUUGGAACUUCUUUUAUUAUGAGAAAAGGUAAAAGAUAUGAAAAACCAUUCAACGUUGAUUCUUUCUUCAAUUUUUUUAUUUUAUUUUAUUUAUUUUAUUUAUUU